Molecule: messenger RNA, 1683 nt
Organism: Penicillium daleae
Lineage: Eukaryota; Fungi; Ascomycota; Eurotiomycetes; Eurotiales; Aspergillaceae
Exons: 5
Coding region: 1-1683 (560 amino acids)
Biological process (GO): amino acid transmembrane transport
Cellular component (GO): vacuolar membrane
Molecular function (GO): amino acid transmembrane transporter activity
Source: RefSeq, a predicted model, not a curated record
AUGGACGAGAAGGUGGGACCCAACCUACAGGUCCCCUCUCAGCAGGUGGCUUUUAACACUCUGAUCAAGCCGCAGGCUCGCGAACCUUAUGAUCCAACCGUCACUUUCGAGGAAUAUUCCUUCUACGCACAGAAGACGAGAGCUGAGGAGCUGACUUUGGAGUCGCCCGUUCUAAACAUACGCUGUGUUCUGGCCGGGAAGCGAGAUGGUCAUGAUCAGGCUAAUCAGAUCACGACUCAUCUGACUGCGAGUGACUUUACCCAUCGUGAAAGAAGACUCAUGAUCACCGACGAGGAGUGGACCAACGCAAGCCGGGCGCUCAGAUCAGCUUCAUGGGGGGCCUGCUUUUUUCUUAUCACUACUGACAUUCUGGGUCCGUAUAGCACUGGCUUUACGAUGGGUACGCUGGGUUGGGGGCCAGGCGUUGCAUUCUACACAGUCUUUGGUAUCAUGGCUGGGUAUUCGGGGUAUCUCAUUUGGCGAGUCUUCCUUGGCGUGGACAGUUAUGAAUACCCAGCAAAGAACUACGGAGAUCUUGGUUUCCGAACACUCGGUCGAUUUGGUCGCUACAUCACAAAUAUCUGCCAAGGAAUUUCUUUGCUUCUAAUCGUUGGACAACUCACGAUCUUAUUUGGACAGAACAUAUCCCAGAUGUCCAAAUUCCGCCUUUGCUAUGCCGUCUGUCCGGCUAUUUUUGUCUGUGCUUGCUUUUUCGUGACUCAAGUCCGCACUCUGAGAAAUUACGGCUGGCUUGCAAACCUUGCAGUUUGGAUGAACCUAUUUGUCGUUUUCAUGUCGAUGGGUGUGAUGGCUAACUCACCUCCGAAUUAUCAUAUCUCUAUACUAGGGUCUGCUGGUAGUGCAGUCGAUCCGGAGACCAUUAAGCCUGACAGUGCCGGCAAUUAUCCCCCGAUCAUUCACUACAAUACCAUUCCAUCUGAUGGCCUGAUCGGUGCCGUUAACGGCAUGCUCUCCGGUGUAACUGCAUAUGCGGGUGCCCAAUUAUUCGUGGAGUUCUUGGCUGAGAUGAAACGGCCCGGCGACUUUAUCAAGGCGAUGUGGGGAGCUCAAUUCUUCAUCUAUGCCGUCUAUCUCACGUACGGCUGCGUGGUAUAUUAUCUUCAAGGACAGUAUAGUUACAAUCCGAGCUAUCAGGGCGUCAGUAUCUACGCCUGGCAGACUGUGUUUUACAACAAUGUUUUACUUGAUAUUUUCAAGGCUCCUCCUCUGACCACCACGCGUGGAAAGUUCAUUUACGCUGCCUUGGUUCCUGUGUGGUGGAUUAUCGCUUUCAUCAUCGCUGCAGCUAUUCCCGAUUUCUUUGGGUUUGUCAGUGUCGUCGCAGCCUCGAUGCUUAUGAAUCUAACAUACGCUUUCCCUCCAUUAUUCGCCUUGUGCUUCGACAUUCAGAAGAACUCUAUUCACGAAGCUGAUGAUGAAGGGUUUGACCCUGUGACUGGACGCAUUUCCAGAAGCGAUACAGCUGCCCGGCGAUGGAUCCGAGGCUUUAUGGCCGGCGGACCGCUCCAAAUCGCCGUCAAUAUCUGGCACAUUAUCUACUUCUUGGCGGCUCUCGCCAUGAGUGGACUUGGCAUGUACGCGGCUAUUGUUGGUCUGGUCGAUGCUUUUAAGAUUCCACAGUUGACGUCGUUCUCUUGCGUAUCCCCUCUGAACUUGGGUUAG